AUGACUGUCGGCGUGCCGCCGGCGGCGUCGAAGCCGGCAGAGGAUUCGGUCGGCGGCGGUCAGCGCGCGCUGACCUACCUGCUGACGCUGCUGAGCGCCGUCAGCUACCUGCUGUUUGGCUACGACACGGGCGUGGUCUCGGGCGCGCUGCUACUGGUCCGCGAAGACUUCCAGCUGAGUGACCUGUGGCACAGCUCGAUCGUCUCGGUGGCGGUGGGGGCCGCCGGCCUGGCCGCGCUUGCCGCCGGACCGCUGGCCGACCGCGCCGGCCGUAAGCCGGUGAUUCUCGGCGCGGCGCUGCUCACCACGGUGCCCAUCUACAUCUCGGAGGCGGCUCCGGCGGCGGCGCGCGGCACCCUGGUCACCGCCAUGACCUGUGUGGGCACGCUGGGCACCGUGGUGGCCGGCGUGACGAGCGGCGCGCUGUCCGGCGUCCAUGAGGGCUGGCGCUGGAUGUUCGGCCUCAGCGCCGUGCCGGCCACCCUGCAGCUGAUCGGCUUCGGUCUGAUGCCGGAGUCGCCGCGCUCGCUGGUGGCUCGCGGGCACGACGAAGCCGCCAGAGAUGUGUUGCGGCGCAUCCGCGGCCCCGGCGCGCAUGUGGACACCGAGCUGGCCGCCAUUCAGAGCGACUUUGCGGCACAAGAGGCGCUGAGGCAGACCGCUGAGGCGGCCGGUGACGGCGGAGGCUGUGGCGGCACGGUGCUCUCCCGCGCUGUCCGCGACCCGAUCGUGCGGCGGGCGCUGGUCACCGGCUGCUGCCUGCAGCUGUUCCAGCAGCUCUCCGGGGUCAACACGGUCAUCUACUACAGCGCCAGCAUCAUCACGAUGGCGGGCGUGCGCGACCCGUCCACGGCCAUCUGGCUGUCCUCAGUGGUGAACGUGCUGAGCCUGCUCUCCAAGCUGGCCGGCCUGGCCGUGGUGGAGCGCGCCGGCCGCCGCCGCAUCCUGCUGAGCAGCACUGCCGGCUCGGCGGCCGCGCUGGUCCUGCUCGGCGUCGGCUUCCAGCUGAGUGCGGCCCGCUCGGCGCCCGACCUGCCGGGCGGGCCGGCCAACGGCUCCUGCGUGCCGCUCACCGCCGCCAACAGCUCGGCGGCGCUGGGCCGGUGCGCCGAGCCGGCCGCGCUGGGGCUGGACGGCCUCACCUGGGCGCCCGACUGGUGUCCCACCGACUACGCCUGGCUGCCCAUCACGGGUAUGUUCCUGUACAUCACCAUGUUCUCUCCGGGCCUGGGCGCCAUGCCGUGGACCAUCACGGCCGAGAUAUUCCCGCUGUGGGCGCGGAGCCGCUGUAACGCCGUCACCACGGCGGUCAACUGGUGCUCGAACCUGGUGGUGUCGCAGACGUUCCUGGUGCUGAUCGCGGCCGUCACGCGCCAGGGCGCCUUCUUUCUGUUCUCGGGUCUGACGGUGAUGGGCUGGGCCGUGUUCUACGUCACCGUGCCGGAGACGAAGGGCGUGCCGCUGGAGCGGAUCGGGACCCUGUUCACGGAGCCCGUGGGACUGCAUGCGCCGCGGCCCAGUAACAAGGUGGGCCCGGAGCCGGACCCGACGGGGCCGCGGCCGGCGGCCUGCCCUCAGCUGGAGCCGCCAGCAGGCACACCUGUGCUGCCCCGCGCCGAGUCAGUCGGCUGGCCGGCCGUGUACGCGUUCUGUGUGGACCGUCUGCGCGCGGUGCGCCAGGACCUGACGGUGCAGCAGGCGGCCGGACCGCAGGCGCUGGCCGUGCUCCGGCGCUGCGCCGUCUUCCACCUGUACGCCGACUACAGGUCCCGGGACUGUCCGUUGGCCGUGUUUGACCGGCACAUCAACACGCGCCAGCUGCAGGAGUGCCUGCUGGGGGUGCUGCGACUACAGCAGGCGCAGCCCGACGUCCCCACAGAGCUGUGUGAACGGUUCGAGGCCGUCCAUCUGCUGACCAGCCUGCCGCACGAGCGGCGGAUGCACGAGCGCUGGCUGCGGCCCACAAACAGGGAUCUGCGGCUGGCCCUGGAUUUCCGGAAUGCCUGGGAGCUGGGUAACUUCGUGCGAGCCUGUCGGCUGUCCGGCGAGAUGUCGCCACUGCUGCAGCUGGCCGUGUACCGCCACCUCGCCGCCCUCAGACAGUGAGUUGUAAAGGCCGAUCUCGCCCACAGAGGCCAGACGCCGUAUAAUGAUAAGACGGCUGGGUAGUGACGCCAGCUGAUGACGUCACGGCUGCCGAUGGCUUUAUUGGACCGCUGUCUUCAUGGCCCGACAAUAUGGGGCGAAUUUGACUGAUUGCUGCUCUAUGGUGUUUGACAAGAGGCUGGGGGUCUAUGGUUCCUGCUAUUCACUCAGUGUGGGGUUUCUGCUCACUCGCUAAAUGUGGUCUAAGAUCGUAAUGCUCGAAGGAUAGGAACUGAUAACUUUAAGCUGACAUAAUUGUCACCACUUGCAUAUGCUGUAAUAGUUAAUGCACUGGACUCUGCGUUAUGCUCAUGUUUAAGUGAACUCAGAUAUUUCUCCUUUCACAGUCUACGCUUUACCUCAUUAUUUGAGAACAUUUUUUCACGUUUACAGUGUCCCAGCGCCUCUCCUUUUCAGGCUGACAUCGUCAGACCUACUGAAGGGUCACGUCAUAUCCCAUGUAGGAGCUUCCGUCCCUUUGUCAUGUUCGUUUUGCUAAAACGUAUAACGAACGUGCU
Messenger RNA from Amphibalanus amphitrite, 2663 nucleotides. RefSeq names its product proton myo-inositol cotransporter-like. The record is from RefSeq and is a predicted model, not a curated record. Gene Ontology annotation, molecular function: myo-inositol:proton symporter activity. The coding region runs from base 1 to 2106 and encodes 701 amino acids. The transcript is spliced from 6 exons. Gene Ontology annotation, cellular component: membrane. NCBI's taxonomy places the organism in Eukaryota, Metazoa, Arthropoda, Thecostraca, Balanomorpha, Balanidae. Gene Ontology annotation, biological process: transmembrane transport.